AUGCCCCCAAGCCCCAUUGCCUCGACUUCCGCGCAACCCGUGCUCGAGUUCAAUGGGACCACCAUCUUUGCACCGCCACCGGCGCCUACCUACCGCUACGCGAUCUCGCUCAAGAACGACAGGCUACGCAUCAUCUGGCUCGAGGACUACGACAGCAAAAAACAAUGGUGCACAUCUGAACUAGGCGUUAACGCUUUUGUCGACGCCACGAACCCUCUUUAUUGCAGCUUUCUUGUUUACCAACUGUAUGGUCCUCUCCAGUGUUUUUGUGAAGUAUUAAAUAUUGCUGGCGAUGGCAUUGACAAGAUUGCGAGCACAUUCAGCCGCGUCAAGGACGAAACCUUCCGGUUGGAGAUCGCAGUAACACUUCAGGUGCUGCGUAAGUCCCGUGGGAUGACAUACGCAUUCGUGUUGGAACCGAUUUCAGUCGAGCGCAUUGACGUUCUGGAAUCCAAGGUGCGGGACAUGAAGAUCGAAAUGGAUAAACUGCGCCUGGAAAAACUGCGCCAAGAAUCUGAAGCACGUGCCGCCUUGCUGACCAAGAUACUGGGGGAUGUACGAGCUCAGCUUAAAGCGAAAGACAUUUUCGUGCUCGCCCAGGCGGUCGCAACCAGCCGAGUUGGCGACGUCAUCCGCUGGAGCAAUAGCAACCUCGAUGGUGUGUUUGGAGAGGACGGUGUGAUUCGGUUGCCGCUUUCAGGCUUGUACCAGAUAUUGGCUGUCGUCAAUCACCACGCGGACCGUCUUCCGGAAGCCAUUCAGCUGAUGAAAGGCUCUACUUGUGUACAGUUCGCCUACUCUGGAUACACUCAAGGAAGUUUCUGCUCUACCAGCCUCAUGUGCGUUGUCCGUAUCGACAAGGGCGAUCAACUCACAGUGAAAUGCCCCACCGAAGUCGUUGCAAACACCUCGAUUACGUUUACCCGCAUCGGGGAUGUUGAAUAG
Molecule: messenger RNA, 945 nt
Organism: Phytophthora sojae
Lineage: Eukaryota; Oomycota; Peronosporomycetes; Peronosporales; Peronosporaceae
Exons: 4
Coding region: 1-945 (314 amino acids)
Molecular function (GO): protein binding
Source: RefSeq, a predicted model, not a curated record